UCCAAAGGGCCUUUGUGGGAACGGAACCCACAGUCACUCUCUCUGGAGCUGUCCCGAGGCAUCCCACAUCAAUGUCGGGGCGGCUGGCCCUGCCCUCCCUGCUGCUGGCCAUGGUUGUGUCUUCUUUCUGCCCGGCCACGCCCAUGUCCGGAGAUGAAACGCGAAACCAGCUGUUGACGAGAGAGAAGAUGAUGCGGGUGGGUGGGCAGUUGGUGCUGACGCAGGAGGAGGAGCUGGCCAACCAGAGGCUCAGGGCCCUCAAGGAGGCUGAGAUGCAUGAGGCCUUGAGUACGGGGAACAUCCUGCCCAGCAUGCACUUCUUCCAAGCCAAGAACCUCAUUGAGAAAAGUGAGGUGUUUAACAUCCUGAAGAAGAUGCCUAAAGGGGCCGCCCUUCACGUCCACGACUUCAGCAUCACCAGCCCGGACUGGCUGGUGAAAAAUGCCACGUACAGGCCCUACUGCUAUUUUUGCUUCACCCGGAGGGGGAUCCCGCAGUUCAGAUUUGCUCAUCCGACUCCCCCCACCCCGAAGCCGGCAGAAUGUCCCCAGUGGGUUUUGCUGGAGAAGUUUCGGAAGGGGCUGCAUAACGUCUCGGAGUUUGACAACAGCCUGCUGAGAAAUCUCACUCUGAUGACCGAGAACCCCCACGUGACUUACACAGACCAGGAUGCGAUCUGGGCUAAGUUCGAGACCAUCUUCUUCGUGAUGGGGAACCUGGUGAGAUAUGCACCGGUGUUCCGGGACUACCUGUCCCAGGGCCUGGAGGAAUUCUACCAGGACAACGUGCUCUACCUGGAGAUCAGAGCCUCACUGUAUCCGGUGUAUGAACUGAACGGGACGGUCUACGGCCGAGAGUGGUUGGUGAGGACUUACAAAGAAGUGGCUCAUAAUUUUGCAAAAACGCAUCCUGGGUUUGUUGGAAUCAAACUCAUUUUUUCGGAUCACAGAACCAAAAAUGAGUCCCUCAUCAAGAAAUCCAUCCAGACAGCCAUGGAUCUUCGUGCCAAGUUCCCUGGGAUAGUGGCGGGGUUUGACCUGGUGGGGCGCGAGGACACGGGCCACACUCUGUAUGACUACAGGGAGGCUUUGAUGAUUCCAGCCUCGCGGGGCGUUCACCUGCCUUACUUCUUCCACGCGGGAGAGACUGAUUGGGAGGGAACUUCGGUAGACAGAAAUCUUCUGGAUGCCGUGAUACUGAACUCAACCCGGAUUGGCCAUGGAUUUGCUUUGAGCAAGCACCCGGCGGUCUUGGCUGAAGCCUGGAAGAAGGACAUCCCCAUCGAAGUCUGUCCCAUCUCCAACCAGGUCCUGAAGCUAGUGUCUGACCUGAGAAACCACCCCGCCGCCGUCAUGAUGGCCGCUGGGUACCCCAUGGUGAUUAGCUCAGACGACCCCGCAGCCUUUGGGGCCAAAGGCCUGUCCUACGAUUUCUACGAGGCCUUCAUGGGCAUCGGCGGGAUGUCGGCCGACCUGAGGACGCUCAAACAGCUGGCCGUCAACUCUAUCAGGUACAGCACCCUGUCGGAGACCGAGAAGAAAUCUGCCAUGGAGACCUGGGCGGAGAGGUGGCAGAAGUUUGUAGCUGGGCUGGCCAGGGGCCCCAAGUGAGGGGACCGCUGUGUCACCCUCCACAUCUGCCUCCCUCUUCCCAAUGGUCCAGAAUCCAGGGAAGUCACCUCCCUUUGUCCAUCAGGCCGCUGUGACUCUGGCCUGACUCACAUGAGCCCCUAACUCAUCUCCCUCUUCCCUUUGCCCUCUCCUGCUCAUUUUCCCCAGAGCAGUGACUGUUUAAAGUUAAAUUAAACCAGGGUACUCCACUGUGACAAUUCAGAGCACUUAGAACCCCCCUCAACAAGCCCCUACCGGGCUCCCAGCAUCCUAUGAACAUGGAUCCCUUCCUUGUCAUCCCACCCCAGGCGCCCGAGCACACUGGCCUCUGGCCUUGGGCCCCUCCUGGCUCUCUCUGCCGGGAAUGCUCUUUCUCCCCACUUCCGUCUGCUGCCUCCUGUCACCCCCAGGCUUCGUUUCAGGUCCUCAUCUCAGAAAGACUUGUCCCUUGGGGCACCUUGCUCGCUCCCUCCUGACUUCACCCGAUGUGUCAUUAUGGAUUUAUUUCUGAGCGGCCUUCCUCCCCCAGACCUUCACCUGCACAGGCACUCGUGGCCGGUUCAUGUCCACUGCGAGCCAGGAGCCUAGCCUGCCCCUUGCCUAGUCGGCCCUCAAUAAACGUUGUGUUGCAAGAA
Molecule: messenger RNA, 2245 nt
Organism: Odocoileus virginianus texanus
Lineage: Eukaryota; Metazoa; Chordata; Mammalia; Artiodactyla; Cervidae
Source: RefSeq, a predicted model, not a curated record